Molecule: messenger RNA, 1188 nt
Organism: Penicillium nucicola
Lineage: Eukaryota; Fungi; Ascomycota; Eurotiomycetes; Eurotiales; Aspergillaceae
Exons: 3
Coding region: 1-1188 (395 amino acids)
Source: RefSeq, a predicted model, not a curated record
AUGCUUGGGCUUUGGGAAGGUAGUCCACGGGCUUCCAGGAUGCUGGCUAUCCUUCUGGCUGUGGCUCCAGUGGUUUCCAGCCUCAGAACUACAACUGGAUCGCCCUGUGCGGAUGUCUGUGGCACAAUAACCAACACCACAUCUUCCGAGAUUUCAUGUCUGGAUCAGUCGUAUAACACAACCUCCGCCGGAAAGGAGUUCGAAAAAUGUAUAUCAUGCCAGUUGGAAAGCGAUUUCUACAUUUCGGAAACUGGAGAAUCAGAUGUUGACUGGGGACUGUUUAACUUGCGAUAUGCCUUUUCAACCUGUGUCUUCGGAUACCCAGACUCAAUCUCAAACACUUCAUCACCAUGCCCAGUCGCAUGCGAUGGUGUCCGGCCAGCUGUAAGAACCGACAUUGAUGAUCCCAGCGUCUCAAAUCUGCACUCCUGGUGCGACGACGUCUCCUUCGCCGACAAUGUCGUGAACACAUGCGAAUUCUGCUACAACUUGACCACAACCCAGGUCUACAUGGCAAACUUCCUCGAAUCAAUCCGCUACAACUGCCAUUUCAAAACAGCAACGGGCAAAACCUUCGACAUAGCCCCAUCUCGAAUCUUCACCCAAUCCCUCCUCCCCUCAAGCCUGUCCCUAUCAACCCCAACAUCAGGCGGCUCAAAAGUGAACUUGGGCGUGGUAAUCGCUGUCCCAAUCGUAGGAUUCAUAAUCGUCCUGAUCGCCCUGGCAACGUGUUGCUUCUUCUUUAUCCGGCACCGCCGCAAGAAGGCCCGGCGUACCCGCCAGUCGCCAAACAUAUAUAACCAAUGGAAUGACCCGGGCGUCAUUUCCCCGUAUGGGGAUCAUCAGCAGAAUUGGUUGCAUGCGAAUGCUAAUGCCAACGCCAACGCUGGCUAUGGCUAUGGUUAUGGCAAUGGUUUUGGCUUCGUUGAUAAUGAUGGGCGUGGGCAGCAGCUUCCGGAUCAGAGUCAGCAGCUGAAGGGUGGCUUCUCGCCGGUUUUUACUGAAACAUCGCCUGAUGUGCAGUAUCAGCAGCAGAACUUUGAGUCUCAGCAUAUGUUUCAGCAACAGCAGUAUCAACACCAGUAUCAGCAGCACCAACAGCAGGCACAGGCUGAAGCUCAAGCUCAAGCUCAGCAUCAGCCUCAGGUGCAUGAUCCUGAUAAGAAGGUCCCGCAACAAUGGGAGUAA